AUGGCUGAUCCAAGUUUGAACGAGUCGUCCACCGAGGACGUCGCUAAUAGGUUUGCUCGCAAAGGCGCCCUGAGGCAGAAAAACGUCCACGAAGUCAAGAACCACAAGUUUACUGCCCGGUUCUUCAAGCAGCCGACUUUCUGCAGCCACUGCACGGACUUCAUCUGGGGCUUUGGAAAACAAGGAUUCCAGUGCCAAGUUUGCUGUUUUGUGGUCCAUAAGAGGUGCCAUGAGUUUGUCACAUUCUCCUGUCCAGGAGCUGAUAAGGGGCCAGACACAGAUGAUCCCAGAACGAAACAUAAAUUUAAGAUCCACACCUUCGGGAGCCCCACCUUUUGUGACCACUGUGGCUCUUUGCUGUACGGCCUCAUCCAUCAAGGCAUGAAGUGUGACACGUGCGAUAUGAACGUCCAUAAGCAGUGCGUCAUGAAUGUUCCCAGCCUGUGUGGGACCGACUACACUGAAAGGAGGGGGCGCCUUUUCCUCAAGUGUGAGGUCAGCGGUGAGAAGCUGCAGGUCACAGUUGGUGAAGGCAAGAAUCUGAUACCUAUGGACCCCAACGGCCUCUCUGAUCCAUACGUCAAACUCAAGCUCAUACCUGACCCCAAAAAUGAGACCAAGCAGAAGACCAAAACCAUCCGCUCAAACCUGAACCCAAAAUGGGGCGAAACAUUUACCUUCAAAUUGAAACCCACAGACAAGGACCGCAGGCUGUCGGUGGAGGUGUGGGACUGGGAUCGGACAACCAGGAAUGACUUCAUGGGCGCCCUUUCGUUUGGUGUGUCGGAGCUCAUGAAGGCAGCGGCGUGUGGCUGGUAUAAGUUGCUGUGCCAAGAGGAGGGAGAGUAUUACAACGUUCCCAUCUCAGAGGAGGAUGAUGGGAAUGAAGAACUGAGACUGAAAUUUGAGAAAGCCAAGCUGGGCCCAGCCAAGAAGGCCAACACAGAAACAGAUGGCAUCCCAUCCAGCCAGCUGCCAAGCAACAGCUUGGACCAGGUCAAACUCAGUGAUUUCAGUUUCUUGGCUGUACUUGGGAAAGGCAGUUUUGGCAAGGUCAUGUUGGCAGAAAUGAAGGCCACGGAGGACCUGUAUGCAAUAAAGAUCCUAAAAAAAGAUGUGGUGAUUCAGGACGAUGACGUGGAAUGUACUAUGGUAGAGAAGAGGGUCCUGGCUCAGCAGGACAAACCGCCCUUCCUCACGCAGCUACAUUCGUGCUUCCAGACUGUGGAUCGUCUGUACUUUGUCAUGGAGUAUGUAAAUGGAGGAGACCUCAUGUAUCACAUCCAACAAGUGGGAAAGUUCAAGGAACCACAGGCAGUCUUCUAUGCAGCAGAGAUCGCUGCUGGUCUCUUCUUCCUUCACCUUAAAGGCAUCAUCUACAGAGAUCUAAAGUUGGACAACGUGAUGCUGGACAGUGAGGGACACAUUAAAAUUGCAGACUUCGGCAUGUGCAAAGAGAACAUGUCAGAUGGAGUGACCACUCGCACCUUCUGCGGCACCCCAGACUACAUCGCCCCUGAGAUUAUUGCAUAUCAGCCUUAUGGACGCUCUGUUGACUGGUGGGCCUAUGGUGUUCUUCUAUAUGAAAUGUUAGCUGGACAGCCUCCUUUUGAUGGAGAGGAUGAAGACGAGUUGUUCCAGUCCAUUAUGGAGCACAAUGUGUCCUACCCAAAGUCUUUGUCCAAAGAAGCUGUUUCUAUCUGCAAAGGGUUAAUGACCAAACAUCCGUCCAAGCGUCUGGGAUGCGGCCCUGAAGGAGAGCGGGAUGUCAGAGAACAUGCUUUCUUCAGGCGUAUUGACUGGGAACGUCUUCAGAAUAAGGAGAUUCAGCCGCCAUUCAAGCCCAAAGUGUGUGGCAAAGCAGCGGAGAACUUCGACAAGUUCUUCACGCGCACUCAGCCUCAGCUCACACCUCCCGACGAGUUGGUGAUCGCCAACAUCGACCAGGCCGAGUUUGCCGGCUUCUCCUUCAUAAACCCACAGUUUGUGCACCCGUCGCUCCCAAACAGCGCAUGA
Nerophis lumbriciformis (worm pipefish) is the source of this 2016-nucleotide messenger RNA. NCBI's taxonomy places the organism in Eukaryota, Metazoa, Chordata, Actinopteri, Syngnathiformes, Syngnathidae. The record is from RefSeq and is a predicted model, not a curated record.